This is a messenger RNA of Epithele typhae, 4071 nucleotides long. RefSeq names its product phosphoribosylformylglycinamidine synthase. NCBI's taxonomy places the organism in Eukaryota, Fungi, Basidiomycota, Agaricomycetes, Polyporales, Epitheliaceae. The transcript has a single exon. Gene Ontology annotation, biological process: 'de novo' IMP biosynthetic process. Gene Ontology annotation, molecular function: phosphoribosylformylglycinamidine synthase activity. The record is from RefSeq and is a predicted model, not a curated record. Bases 1 to 4071 code for a protein of 1356 amino acids.
AUGCUGGUCCUGCCAGGCAGCUCCGCAAUUUCUCCGUCCAAACGCGACGCCCUAGCGCGCAAAAUUCAGGACGUCUGCCCCCAAGUGGCCGCGGUCGAUGCCGUCUUCAUCCACCUCAUCUCUUGCCGGUCCACCGUCGCGAAAGAAGAGCUGCAGAAUCUAGAAUCGGAGCCACGUUGUGCACUAGACCAGCUCCUACGUUACGGGGACAGCAAUCAGCUCGAAAAUACCCACCUCGCCCUCGAAUCGCAUCGCGAUCUGGCCUACGUGAUUCCUCGACCGGGGUCGAUCUCGCCGUGGUCCAGCAAAGCGACCGAUAUUGCCACCAUCUGCAAACUCGAACAUCACGUCGAGCGUCUCGAGCGCGGCGUCGCCUACGUGUUCACCUUCAAUAAUGACUCACAUCUCAGCCAGGCUCUCAUCGACAUCAUCUCACCGCUCAUCCAUGACCGAAUGACCCAGGUCGUCCAGUCAACCCCCCCAAAGGAAGAAGCCAUUUUUUCCCACAAAGGGGCCAGUCCCCUCCUCACCAUCGAUCUCGUCACCACCGACGUUCGUGACGAAGCUAGGGACAAGCUCGCCGUCGCGAACAAGGAGCUCGGCCUCGCCCUCUCGGCUGACGAGAUGGACUAUCUCGUCGACGCCUACGUCUCCGGCCCCGCAGCGAUGGGCCGCAACCCGACGGACGCGGAGCUCUUCAUGUUCGCACAGGUCAACUCCGAGCACUGCCGCCACAAGAUUUUCAACGCGUCGUGGACGAUCGACGGCGAGGACCGGGACACGUCGCUCUUCCAAAUGAUCCGCAACACCGAGAAGUUGAACAGCACUGGGACGAUCUCUGCCUACUCUGACAACGCUGCCGUCUUCGAGGGCCACAGUGCACCCCGCUUCUCCGUUUCGCAUGCGUCCGACGACACCGACCCCACCGCCGCGCUGACGUACCGCUCGCACGUCGAAGACAUGCCCAUUCUCGUCAAGGUCGAGACGCACAACCAUCCCACCGCCGUCUCGCCCUUCCCUGGGGCCGCGACGGGUUCUGGCGGAGAGAUCCGUGACGAGGGCGCGGUCGGGCGCGGGUCGAAGCCCAAGGCCGGACUCGCGGGCUUCACCGUCUCGAAUCUGCUCAUCCCCGGGUUCGUGCAGCCAUGGGAGACCGACUUCGGGCGCCCUGCGCACAUCGCGUCUGCGCUGGACAUCAUGGUCGACGGCCCGCUCGGCGCGAGCGCGUUCAACAACGAGUUCGGCCGCCCUGCGCUCGCGGGCUACUUCCGCACGUUCGCGGAGCGCGUCCGGCUCCCCGACGGCAGCACCGAGGUCCGCGGGUACCACAAGCCGAUUAUGCUCGCCGGAGGACUCGGGAACGUCCGCCCGGCAUUCGCGCACAAGUCGAAGAUCUCCAACGGGGCGAAAAUCGUCGUCCUCGGCGGACCGGGACUACUCAUCGGACUCGGCGGCGGCGCGGCGAGCAGCCAGGUGUCGGGCGCGGGGUCGGCGGAGCUCGACUUUGCGAGCGUGCAGCGAGACAACGCGGAGAUGCAGCGGCGCUGCCAGCAGGUGAUCGACGCGUGCAUCGCGCGAGGGGACGCGAGCCCGAUCGAGUCCAUCCACGACGUCGGCGCGGGCGGGCUCUCGAACGCGCUCCCGGAGCUCGUGCACGACUCCGGGCUGGGCGCGACGUUCGAGAUUCGGGACGUGCUCGUCGCGGACUCGAGCAUGUCCCCGAUGGAGAUCUGGUGCAACGAGAGCCAGGAGCGGUACGUGCUCGCGGUCGCGCCCGCGCGCGAGGCGCAGUUUCGCGCGGUCGCCGCCCGCGAGCGCUGCCCGUUCUCCGUCGUCGGCACCGCGCAGGACUCGGACGCGCUCGUCGUCACCGACCGGCUGCUCGGCCAGGACGUGAUCAACCUGAAGAUGUCGACGCUGUUCGGGAAGCCCCCGCGCAUGUACCGCCGCGACGCGCACGUCCCGCCGCCCGCGACGCCCUUCCUGCCCGACCUUGCGGCCGCCCUUCCCAACACCCCCGCACCCGCACGCCUCGCAGAAGCCGCCAACCGCGUCCUCCGCCUCCCCUCGGUCGGCUCGAAGGCGUUCCUGAUCACCAUCGGCGACCGCUCCGUCACCGGGCUCGUCACGCGCGACCAGAUGGUCGGGCCGUGGCAGGUGCCCGUCUCAGACGUCGCGGUGACGCGCGCGUCGUACGGCUUCGACGUCCGCGCGGGCGAGGCGAUGGCCGUUGGGGAGCGCACGCCGCUCGCGGUGCUCGACGCCGCGGCGUCCGCGCGGAUGGCCGUCGCGGAGGCGCUCACGAACCUCGCUGCGGCGCACGUUGGGGCGCUCGGGCGCGUGAAGCUGAGCGCGAACUGGAUGUGCGCGGCGGGCAAGGCGGGCGAGGGCGCGGGGCUGUACGACGCCGUGCGCGCGGUCGGGAUGGAGCUCUGCCCGGCGCUCGGGGUCGGGAUCCCGGUCGGGAAGGACUCGAUGUCGAUGUCGAUGCGGUGGCAGGAGCGGGACGGGGAGCGGAAGGAGGUCAGCGCGCCGCUGUCGCUCAUCGUCACGGCGUUCGCGGCGGUCGAGGACGUGGGGAAGACGUGGACGCCGCAGUUGCGCACGGACGUGGACGGGCCGACGGUGCUGCUGUUCUUCGACCUUGCGCGCGGGAAGCAGCGUCUUGGAGGUUCGGCGGUCGCGCAGGUGUUCAAGCAGGUCGGCUCGGAGGCCCCGGAUGUGGUGGAGGCCCAGGACAUCAAGACGUUCUUCGAGGCGUGCCAGGCCAUUCGUGAAAGCCAUCCAGGUGCCAUCCUCGCAUACCACGACAGGUCCGACGGUGGCCUGUUCACGACCAUCGCGGAGAUGGCUUUCGCUGGACGAUGCGGAGUGGACAUCAAGCUCGACGCCGUCGCACAGGAGGACUACGUCUCGGCACUCUUCAACGAAGAACUAGGGGCGGUUGUUCAGGUACUCGAGCGCAGCGUUUCCACUGUUUCCGAAGUCUUCGUCGAGCAAGGUUUCCCAUCGUCUUCCAUCCACGUUCUGGGCAGCGUGACUCGUGAGGAGACCGUCAAGUUCUCAACGUCUUCCGGCGACGUGUUUUCCAGCACCCGCGCGCAACUGCAGUCGGCAUGGACCGAAACGUCCUACCAGAUGCAAUCCCUUCGCGACAACCCGGACUGUGCAGAAGAAGAGUUUGCGCUCAUAUCAUCCCCCGACCACCGCGGGCUCUACUACGACCUGACCUUCUCCCCGCACCAGUCCCGCAACCUCUUCCGCCGCCCCAAGGUCGCCAUCCUGCGCGAGCAGGGCGUGAACGGGCACAUCGAGAUGGCCUGGGCCUUCAACGCCGCCGGCUUCGACGCCGUCGACGUGCACAUGUCCGACAUCCUCUCCGGCGCCGUCUCGCUCUCCUCGUUCCGCGGACUCGCCGCCUGCGGCGGCUUCUCCUACGGCGACGUGCUCGGCGCGGGGCGCGGCUGGGCGUCCUCCGUGCUCCUCAACGCGACCGCGCGCGCCGCGUUCUCCGCGUUCUUCGCGCGCGACGACAGCUUCGCGCUCGGGGUCUGCAACGGCUGCCAGCUCCUCGCCGCGCUCACGGAGGUGAUCCCCGGCGCGGCGGACUGGCCCGCGUUCCGCGCGAACCGCUCCGAGCGCUUCGAGGCCCGCGUUGCCGUCGUCGAGGUCGUACCUGGGCCCGCAACUGCACGUUCGGUCUUCCUGCGGGACAUGGCGGGUGCGCGCCUGCCCGUCGCUGUCGCACACGGGGAGGGCCGCGCGGUGUUCGCGCGCGAGGGGCAGCGCGCGGCGUUGGAGGAAGCCGGGCUCGUCGCGGUGCGGUACGUCGAUGGGAAGGGCGCGCCAGCGGAGGCGGAGGCGUACCCGCUCAACCCGAACGGGAGCCCUGGGGGCAUCACGGGCGUGCAGACACCUGACGGGCGGGUGCUCGCGCUCAUGCCGCACCCGGAGCGCGUCGUGACGAUGGAGAGCAACAGCUGGUAUCCGCCGGAGCUGGCGGAGGCGUGGAAGGGUGUGGGGCCGUGGUUCCAGCUGUUCCAGAGCGCGAGGAAGUGGUGCGGGGAGUGA